Messenger RNA from Filobasidium floriforme, 1169 nucleotides. Its product is annotated as Rad51-domain-containing protein. Gene Ontology annotation, cellular component: condensed nuclear chromosome. The transcript is spliced from 16 exons. Gene Ontology annotation, molecular function: DNA strand exchange activity; ATP binding; double-stranded DNA binding. Lineage: Eukaryota; Fungi; Basidiomycota; Tremellomycetes; Filobasidiales; Filobasidiaceae. Gene Ontology annotation, biological process: chromosome organization involved in meiotic cell cycle; DNA recombinase assembly; mitotic recombination. Bases 1 to 951 code for a protein of 316 amino acids. The record is from RefSeq and is a predicted model, not a curated record.
AUGUUGACUGAUCGUGGCGGCGGAAUUUCUCAGGAGGCGGUCUCCGGAUUCGAGAGCGUGGAUGAACUCCAGUCCCAAGGUAUCAACGUGCAGGACAUUAACAAGCUCAAAGCCACCGGUAUCUGCACCAUCCUGUCCGUGUCCCAAACCACUCGACGCAACCUUCUCAAGAUCAAAGGCCUGUCUGAAGCCAAGGUAGAAAAGCUCAAGGAGGCCGCAGCCAAAAUGUUACCUCCCACUUUCGCUACGGCAGCCGAGAUCGGUCUCAGGAGGGAAUGUUGCGUGAUGAUCACUACUGGAAGCAAGACCGUUGACGCGAUGUUGGGCGGAGGGAUACAGACGGGCAGCUUGACUGAGGUCUUCGGAGAAUACCGUGACACCCAGCUCCCUCUCGAAAUGGGUGGUGGAGGGGGUAAAGUCGCGUGGAUUGACACCGAAGGGACGUUUCGCCCGGAACGGCUCAACGCGAUCUGUGACCGAUUUGGCGUUGACACGACGGCGGCGACCGGGAACGUCAUUUGCGGCAGAGCGUAUUCCUCGGAGCAACAACAUGACAUGUUGUUCGAGUUAGCGCAGAGAUUCGUUGAAGAUCGAACCUUCAAACUUCUGGUCAUCGAUUCGGUGAUGAACCUUUUUCGUUCCGAUUUCAGUGGAAGAGGUGAACUGAGUGAAAGACAACAGAAAUUAAAUGCCUUUUUGUCGAGACUCGCGAAAAUGGCAGAGGAAUUCAAUAUCGCUGUACUCAUGACCAACCAAGUACAAGCCGAUCCCGGAGCCACGGCGAUCUUCGCGGGCCCAAGUGCUAAACCUAUCGGAGGCCACAUUUUGGCUCAUGCGUCUGCGACUAGGAUUCAGUUGCGCAAAGGACGUGGGGAAGAGCGGAUCGCGAAAUUGGUAGACAGCCCUUGUCAACCGGACGGCGAGUCCACUUAUGCCCUAAGGGUAGGGUAAGUGUACUCCUAAGCGCGACCUAGACCGUCUACAAUGUACUGACGGAAACACUAUCUGGCCUAUACAGCGGUUGGGAAGACGUCUAAGUGUAGGCUCCGCGAGAAAACAAGGGAGAACCGGACGGCGAACAUAUAGGAUCACAUCAUUGUAUCUCAAUCAUUUCUUUUUACGCUUCGGCCAAGAGCCGGACAGCUCGUAUGCCGAGCAAAGAAUGUCAC